AUGCCACGAGCCCAAGACCUAGCGACGGCGCUCCUGUCUACGACGGAAAAGUCCAUCAUCCCACUGACGGCGGCGCAGGUGUCGCAGGGCUCGAAGCUAUUCGGAGCGGCAGUGCUCGACCGGGCGACGCUUGCGCCCGUGAUCGCGGCGACCAACAACGAGCGCGAGUCGCCGCUGCUGCACGGCGAGAUCAACUGCAUCCAGCAAUUCUUCAAACUGCCGCGCGAGGGGCGGCCCGAGACAAAGGACUGCGUCUUCUUCGCGACGCACGAGCCGUGCUCGCUGUGCCUGAGCGGCAUCACCUGGUCGGGCUUCAACGAGUUUUACUACAUGUUCACCUACGAGGACAGUCGGGAUCUGUUUGCCAUUCCAUACGACAUCGACAUCCUCAAAUCCGUCUACCAGGUCCCCUCGCCCGGCGACACCGAGGAGAUUCUGGCGGCGAAGCCACUCUACAACCGCAAGAACAAGUUCUUCACGGCGCAGUCGCUCGCCGAGCUGAUCGAGUCGGUCGAGGACGUCGAGGCGCGGACGAAGCUUCAGGGCGAACUCGAACGGGUCAAGAAGAUGUACGACCAGCUCAGCGCGACGUACCAGGAGGGCAAGAAGAGCGGGGCGACGACGAGCAGUUUUUUCCAGUAA
This is a messenger RNA of Fonsecaea nubica, 642 nucleotides long. RefSeq lists its product as hypothetical. The record is from RefSeq and is a predicted model, not a curated record. Gene Ontology annotation, molecular function: catalytic activity. The coding region runs from base 1 to 642 and encodes 213 amino acids. The transcript has 2 exons. Lineage: Eukaryota; Fungi; Ascomycota; Eurotiomycetes; Chaetothyriales; Herpotrichiellaceae.